Messenger RNA from Naumovozyma castellii, 864 nucleotides. RefSeq lists its product as uncharacterized. Bases 1 to 864 code for a protein of 287 amino acids. NCBI's taxonomy places the organism in Eukaryota, Fungi, Ascomycota, Saccharomycetes, Saccharomycetales, Saccharomycetaceae. The transcript has a single exon. The record is from RefSeq and is a predicted model, not a curated record.
AUGGCUUUUGAAGGUACUUUACAUCAAUAUUAUCCACCACAUGUGGCAUUUGAAUUUGCUCCUACUAAGAAGAAGAAUGCGUUCAUCAUGAUCGGUGGAAUGACGGAUGGUAUAGCUACAGUUCCAUACUGUACUAAGUUGCCCGAGGUGGUAGGGCCCCUGGGUUAUUCCGUAUUCUCCAUUCAAAUGACAAGUAGUUUCAAGGGGUUCGGUAUUUCUUCUCUGGAUCAAGAUAUUCAUGAGAUUAAGGCCUUAAUCAAAUACUUGAGAUCUGAACAAGGUGGUGCUAGAGAGAAAAUAAUUAUUAUGGGACAUUCUACGGGGGCUCAAGAUGUGAUUCAUUUCCUUUUACAUUAUUCCGAUUUGGUAGAUGGAGCCAUAUUGCAAGGUUCUUGUUCUGAUAGAGAAUCAUUCGAUCCCUCUGUGGACCCUAAGGUAUUUCAAAAGAUGAAUGAGGAUGCAUGGGAGUUGGUGCAGAAUGGGAAGAAGGAUCAAUUGCUGAGCUCGGAAUAUUCAAAGCAUAUCAUUGAUACUCCAAUAACUGCCUACAGAUGGUGCUCUUUGAUGAUAAAGGGUGGUGACGAUGAUUACUUUUCCAGUGAUUUAUCUGAUGAAACAUUCAAGACUACUUUUGGUAAGAUUAGUAAACCUUUCUUGAUUGCUUAUUCUGGUGCAGAUGAAUUUGUUCCAAAGACCAUUGACAAGCAAAAAUUAUUGCAAAGAUGGGAAUGUGUAAGUAAUGCCAAAUACUGGUCUAAAAAUUCUGGAUUGGUAGAGGGCGCCUCUCAUUUCGUAGAAAAGCCAAAACCACAACAGAUUCUAUUCAAGAAAAUUCAGAGUUUUAUUAGAGAAUUCUCCUUAUAG